Molecule: messenger RNA, 459 nt
Organism: Vigna radiata var. radiata (mung bean)
Lineage: Eukaryota; Viridiplantae; Streptophyta; Magnoliopsida; Fabales; Fabaceae
Exons: 1
Coding region: 1-459 (152 amino acids)
Source: RefSeq, a predicted model, not a curated record
AUGCUGGACUGUAAGGAGGCUGCAACUCCUAUGGCAACCAACUAUUAUUUGGAUCUUGAUGAGGCUGGAAAGUGUGUUGACCAAAAAAUGUAUCGAGGUAUGAUUGGAUCCUUCCUUUACUUUACUUCCAGUAGGCUUGGCAUAAUGCACAAUGUUUGUCUCUAUGCUAGGUUUCAAUCUUCACCUAAAGAAUCACACCUAACAACUGUAAAAAGAAUUUUGAAAUACCUCGAAGGAACCAAAGACCUAGGACUAUGGUAUCCAAGUGGUACAAACAUUUUUCUUGAUGGGUAUAGUGAUUCUGAUUUUGGAGGUUGUAAACUAGACAGAAAUAGCACCAGUGGCACAUGUCACUUACUUGGAUCAUCCCUGAUAUCUUGGCAUUCAAAGAAACAAGCUUGUGUGGCUUUAUCCACCGUAGAAGCUGAGUACAUAGCAGCUGGAAGCUGUUGUGCAUAA